AGCCUGAAUAAAAAACAAUCAAGCCUCCACACCCUGCAGUCUCUGGAAGUUCCUCCGCAUUCCUGCCAUACACAACACACAAAACUGGGAGGACCGCUCCCUGAGGCUGGUCAGGAGUUUGGAGGGGGAGUGAGCCUGCUGUAGGACCAGAGACCAGAACCUCAUCAUCAACGCUCCCUGCCAGACUCAGCAUGAGUAGGGCAGAUGGUGAUGAAGGCGGAGGUGGCAGCAGUGAAACAGCCCAGCAGACGGAGGAGAAAACUCCCGAGGGGAAGCUCCUGGGCAAACUGAGUGCUACUACUAGUAGCCCCGGCUGGACUAAAGUCAGUUGUCCCUGCUGUGAAUCGCAGCGGGUGGAGCCUCUGGUUCUGGUGAAGCUCGGAGAGAAAGUUCGCCCUGAGACGAAGAGGUGGCUCAUGAGAGUGAUCGGAGCUCCUCAGGAAGAUGGAGGUGCUGCAUUGCUGGCCCACCCGGGCGAGGACGCCACUGGUGACAUCAUCGUGCUCUCAGCCCCACGCUGCACGUUACUGAGAGCCACUGAAGAGCUGGGCCUCUGUAAGACGUACCACUCCGGGGACAUGGAAGCCUUCUCCUACAACGACAGAGACAACUUCAAAGAUUCAGACAAUAUGGAGGCGUUCCUGACCCUGGCGGAGCGGCAGUACAUAGUGAAGUAUGAGCUGGACGGUCUGCGGGCGCAGAGAGACCUGAGAAUCCCCGGCCUGCCUGACAGCUGCACCCUGCAACACCGAAACAACAUCUGGCAGAAGCUCGGGUCAGCUGGUGUUAUUGUGGACACGUUUCCCCUCCACAACCCUCCACAGCUGAAGGAACUCAGUGAAGCCUGGUACUCUGGGAAUCAGCUGGCUCAGCCUCUGGAUUCAGUCAACAGCUACUUUGGAAGCCCCGUGGCGUUCUACUUCAGCUUCCUAGACUUCUACACCUGGUCUCUGCUCCCACCAGCGAUACUUGGCCUUUCGAUCACAUAUUUCUCAGGUGAGGCUCAGAAGGAGAUGGAUGAGUCGGUGUCGGGCUCCCCGGUCCAAAGUGUUGAAGCUGACUCAGGACCAGUUGUCGGUGGUCACAUGAUCCAGGCGGUGUUCAGCAUGCUUUGGUCCACGGUGGUCAUGGAGCUGUGGAAGCGCCGAAGCUCCACCCUGUCGUACCGCUGGGGGACGCUGCACCUCGCCGAGCGCUUCGCAGAGCCCCGACCCGGUUUCCACGGUGACCUCGGGGUCAACCCUGUCACGGGUCGUAUGGAGCCGCUCUUUCCUGAAUGGCAGAGGGACGUGCGUAUGGCCCUGGUGUCAGUCCCCGUGGUGGGGCUCUUUCUAGGGCUGGUGGUAGUGGGUAUGCUUGGUUUCUACUGGGGGGAGGCCCAGGUGCAACAGCUCCACACAGACUGGGACUCCCUGCUGUCUCAGACUCUUCUCUACAUGCCCUCAGUGCUUCACAUCGUCUAUUCAAAUGUGCUAGCAACUGUUUACCGGAGGGUGGCAAAGUCUCUGACUGAAUAUGAGAACCACAGAGAGGAGUCUGCCUACGAGAAGCAUCUCACAGCCAAAGUGUUGGUGUUCACAUUCUUCAACUGCUUUGCAGUGCUCUUCCACAUUGCCUUCUUCAAGCAGGAUGUGCCUUUGCUUCGUAAGCGUUUAGCGUCUUUGCUGAUAAUCACCCAGCUGGUGAACCAGGUGACGGAGGUGGUCAUUCCCUUCCUGGUGGAUCGCUUCAUCAGUGCCCCCCAUAGGACAGAGAGUGAAGACGACCCCCCGGAGGACAAAUUCAGGAACCAAAGCACCCUGCCUGCUUUCCCUGGCUUGUUUGCAGAGUACAUCGAGCUCCUGGUGCAGUUUGGGUACUUGAGUCUUUUCUCCUGUGUGUAUCCUCUGACGGCCGUACUGUUGCUCAUUAAUAACCUAACAGAGAUCAGAUCGGACGCCUAUAAGAUCUGUAAACUCUUCCGGAAACCCUUCACCCCUCCUGUGGCCAGCAUGGGAGUAUGGCGGAUUGCCUUCGAGGUCCUGAGUUUUGCCUCUGUUGUGACCAACUGCUGGCUGUUGAUGCUGUCACCUUGGUUACAAGAGCUUUGUCAGGAGGGGGGGUUGACCGGCACAAACAUCCUUAUGUUGGCUGUUUUAGUCGAGCACUUGCUGAUCUUGGUUAAGGUGGUUUUGGCGGUUCUGAUCCCCGAUGAGCCGGACUGGAUCCGGAAAAAGAUUGAGCAUAUUGAGUUCACAUCCAUGCAGGCCUUGAGAGAGCAGAAGCUGCAUUCAGAGAAGUCUUGAUUAUGUUUCAAAGCUUAUGGUGUUGCUUCACGUGUGCUUGGCUGCUACAACCAGAAGACAGAACCAGCCUCAGUGUUGUGUGGAGCCACAGAGGUUUGAGAUCUCUGCUAGGGCCCAGUGCAUAUCGCUGUGCUUAUAAUGCUGCCUGUGUGCACAUAAGUGUUCCUGCUGCUCUCACUAAUUCACAUGGUGCUUCUGCAAUAUAGACCACUUGAAAUGCGCUCUUGUAAUAUGUAUACUGCAAGUGCGAUGAAAACAGCUGCUAAAAGUUUUUUUUCCAUAUAAGGCUGCAAAUGGAAUGUAUUGGUUAUGUGUGCGGACACACUUUUAAAAGACUAUUGUUAUGACGAGGGAGGUGUUGAAAGGGUUUGUUCAGAUUGAAUGAGAAAGAGAGAAAGCUCUUGUAAAAUCACUAUGGCUACAUUAUGUGCAGUCAGUAUUUUCAGCGUUGCAAGGCCAAAGACAGAACAUUACGUACAUUUGUUUUGUCUGGAGUCUCUUGAAGAGUGUUUUUCUCAGAUCACCUAUUGAUAAUUUUGAUAUAAAUUAGCUACGUUAGUGUUCAGGAUUCCUCAUUAGAGGACAGUAUCAUCACUGCAGGGAUUAUGAGAUAAAAGAUAAUCAUCCCAAGGGAAAUAGCUGUCUCCAGUUGUAAAAGUAUAAGUGGGAAGAGUGCAAAUAUUAAAUUGUGUAAGUCUAUAAGACAAAAAGCAACAAAUGCUUUAAUGUAAUGAGACCUCAGAGAAUAAUCACACAGCAGUGCAGUUACGCUAAGCUACACAGAACGUUUUUAGCAUCUUUUAGCUAUUGUUUAGAUUUGUUGACCUCUAAACUAAAGAAACCAAGGAAGCCAUAAUGAAACCAUUAGCAGCUAAAGGACCAGAUAUUUUCCAGAUGGAGACAAAAAACAGAGCGAAAUAGAGUGACUAUAAGUUAUCAGGGAGACAGAAUACACAGUUAGCCAUGUCAACUUUAUUAAGAGAUACUAUGCUAGUGCUGCGUUUACAGUUAGUUGUGUUAGUUGUGUUGAGCUAUACAAAGAUGUUUAUGGCUCCAUCAAAUGGAGACAAAACAGAUGACAAUCUUUAAACUAAACUUGCAGUGUGUAUUUUCAGUAAAGUAUAUGUUACACAUGAGUUACAGUAAGUGCUCAGUCAGCGUUGACAGGGACAAAAGUCAAAUAAAAAGACAGUGAAGUAUUUUUCACAUUUAUUUAUAAUGUGUUCUAUAAUAAUGGGUUACUGUUACUGUUACAGAGUUGUAAGAAAUCAUGAGAAACACGUUGAGAUUUGCUUCUGGUUGUGUUGGUAUAGCAUUGUGCACUUCUAUUGAUGUCAUUGCCCUCUCCUCAAAUAAUGACACUGUGGUUAUUGUACCUUGGCACAUCUGUAACACAAAAUUAAACAUUAAAUUAUGUUCCAAGA
Molecule: messenger RNA, 3709 nt
Organism: Trematomus bernacchii (emerald rockcod)
Lineage: Eukaryota; Metazoa; Chordata; Actinopteri; Perciformes; Nototheniidae
Gene: ano10b
Product: anoctamin 10b
Exons: 16
Coding region: 192-2285 (697 amino acids)
Biological process (GO): chloride transmembrane transport
Cellular component (GO): plasma membrane
Molecular function (GO): chloride channel activity
Source: RefSeq, a predicted model, not a curated record